AUAUGUUCACCCGCCUGUAAAUCAAAAGAAUAAAUUACUCGCUAUUACACGAUUCGCCUCCAGUCUGGGAGAUGUACUUUUAUCACUUAUUUAUUUAAAAACUUGCAAACGAACUACGAACAUAAUUUAGUUCAUUUACUUAGAAUGCGUAAUGCAAUAAUUACAAUAAUUCAGGCGGAAAAAGAGAUGGAUACUUGUAUUUUGUCGACGAGAAAUUGCGUUGUCAAAGAGACAAGGUUGAAAAAGAACUGACGCGUAGCGUUGUUCACCUUUUUUUUCGUUACUUUACAAUAUCUCCGUUACUUCACGAUCGGAAUAAACGUUAUCAGACUGUUUAAUGGGAUCAUAUACGACGUCCAUACGAAUAAUAUUCUGUCUCUACUUAUCAUUAUACUACGCGAGGUAUAAUAACGAUUAAUCCAUAUUCACCGGGAGUGGGGACGUAUCGCGUGGGGGUGCACUUGGGGAAAACGGUCGGUGCACUUUCAGUUUCUUCUUAAAACCAGCGCACCGAAUGUGCCGAUACUAAUCUGUAUUUUCUUACGUACCGAAAACUAUUGGCGAAUGAAAAUUACGAGUUCUGUCAGCCCGGCGCUGAAAAUAUGUCUUAAAUUUUUUGGCGUGUGGCCGGAUGUAUCGUAUUCUACUGCCUGUUGGUUGAGUUUUAUGUUAAGCAUGUUAAUCGUACAGUACUUCCAGUAUCUGUAUGUAUUCAAGCAUUGUAAUGUCAGCGAACUCUUGAAUUUUAUUGACGGUCUGACAGCAUCUUUAUACUAUAGUUUGACAUUUUUAAAAUUGGCUAGUUUGUGGAUACAUCGUCGAGUUUUUCAUCAAAUCCUGACUGCUAUGGAUAAUGAUUGGCGCGAGUGCAUCAAUAUCGAUCAGCAUUUGCAUAUAAUGACAAUUAAAGCUAAUGUAUCGUAUAUCUUUUGUAACGCUAUGUUGAGCUUCACCGCGAUCGCUACAGUAAUUUAUUUCUUAGGCGAAUAUGUAACUCGUUUUAUAUUUUUAACUGAAGAUUACAAUGACACUUUACGACGGUUUCCCGUAAGAACAGAAUUUCCUCACGAAACUCUACAAUCGCCGAUGUUUGAAUUUCUUUUUGUGAUAUUAUUGUUACACGCAAUGUUACAUGGAGGCGCGGCCGGUACUGUAGACGGAUUGAUCUUUACUUUGGUGUUUCAUGUGAGCGGACAAAUCGAUAUAAUAUGUAAAGAAUUCAGAAAUAUCUCUGAGAAUAUUAUUCUUCACAAAUCUUCCGUAUAUGAAUUAGGAAUGCUGAUCGAAAGACACAACAGAAUUCUUUCAUUUUCCGAAAAUAUUGAGAAACUCUUCUCUUUUAUCGCAUUAAUGCAGAUUGUUUGGAAUACGCUAGUUAUUUGCAGCUUAGGAUUUGUCUUCAUAAUUUCUACUCAUACUGACGAAGUUGGUGUUUUCGCGUUAGUAAAAAACUUGUUUUCUUCUCUUGGUACAAUAAUAGAACUCUUUAUUAUUUGUUUUGUCGGAGAAUAUCUUAGCUACAAGGGUAAAUCAAUUACCAAUGCAUCAUAUGAAUCGCUGUGGUAUAAUAUGCCGUUAAAUCAUAGUAAAGUUAUAAUAUUCAUAAUAAUGAGAUCUCAGAAGCGAUUGGCGAUCACGGCAGGAAAAAUGAUGGAUAUGUCAUUCGAAGCUUUUACGAGUGUAAUCUUUCAAACUAUUUGUAUACAGGAAAACAAAUUUAUUUCAUACUUAUUAUUUAAUUUUAUACUUAAUACAUUAUUUUAUAAAAUUUAUAAUUAAUUUUGAAAUCUAUUGUGACAUGUGUUCUUUGUGCAUGAAUGUAGUAUGUUGAGAAAAUUUAAUUAUUAAUAUUAUUUUUUUAGAUUGUGAAGGCAUCAGCGUCAUAUGUAUCUGUCUUGAAUGCUAUGUAUUAAUACAGAAGGAUUG
This is a messenger RNA of Temnothorax curvispinosus, 1926 nucleotides long. RefSeq names its product odorant receptor 22c-like. The coding region runs from base 565 to 1779 and encodes 404 amino acids. Gene Ontology annotation, cellular component: plasma membrane. Gene Ontology annotation, biological process: sensory perception of smell; detection of chemical stimulus involved in sensory perception of smell. The record is from RefSeq and is a predicted model, not a curated record. Gene Ontology annotation, molecular function: odorant binding; olfactory receptor activity. The transcript has 5 exons. NCBI's taxonomy places the organism in Eukaryota, Metazoa, Arthropoda, Insecta, Hymenoptera, Formicidae.